AUGAUGAACGACCUGACCCCCGAGCUAGGCAGGAGGAGACGAGCGGCUUGGGGAGCGUACAAGAGCAUCGAGGAUGUAGUGAAGAAGACCAGGAACACCCGGCUUCGUGCUCACCUCUUCAACAUCACCAUACUUCCUGCUUUGAUCUAUGCUUCGGAAACCUGGGCAUUUCGCAAGCAGGAAGAAAACGCGCGCACUACAGGAAGACCGCCGACCCGAUGGUCAGAUUUCUUCACGAAGUCCUUCAAGGAAAAUUAUGAUGCUCUUCGUGUCCCACGCGAAAGGAGGAACCACUGGGCUACUCUGACACGCGAUCAGGACAAAUGGAAGAAUUACUGA
This is a messenger RNA of Necator americanus (New World hookworm), 339 nucleotides long. RefSeq lists its product as uncharacterized. The transcript is spliced from 2 exons. Lineage: Eukaryota; Metazoa; Nematoda; Chromadorea; Rhabditida; Ancylostomatidae. The record is from RefSeq and is a predicted model, not a curated record. Bases 1 to 339 code for a protein of 112 amino acids.